Molecule: messenger RNA, 5199 nt
Organism: Anguilla anguilla (European eel)
Lineage: Eukaryota; Metazoa; Chordata; Actinopteri; Anguilliformes; Anguillidae
Product: LON peptidase N-terminal domain and RING finger protein 3-like
Exons: 12
Coding region: 387-2636 (749 amino acids)
Molecular function (GO): protein binding
Source: RefSeq, a predicted model, not a curated record
CGACAUUGUAGUGCAGUCCAAGCAUAUAACCUGAAAAAAUGAAAUGCAAGCGGAGCAUCGAUGUUUUAUACAAUGUAUCCUUAAUGUAACAAUGAAACAAACCACUUCCACACGACGGACUAGACAAGUUACAAAACUGACUUGUUUUGUAACAGUUUUAUAAACGUAUCCAAUGAGGACAGCCGAUGAUAGUCACAUGACCCUUAUGUAACAUUUUCCCCCUCUAAGAUACUCCAAGUACAGAGCGGCGAUGGCUUUCGUAGUGAGAUACGAAAGGAAUAGGGGACGAAGAGUCAUGAAAAUGGGAGUGAUACCACCGUCUCUUGACCAGCCUUUACCUCAGAAUAAGGGACAUUAGAUUAAUAGCGACUCAGACGGUAUACGAAAUGGGAACAGAGAGCAUGGAAAGCAAUGUCAUGCUACAGCUUGCCGCUGAAGCCUUCCAAGCUAAAAACUUUGAGCUUGCCGCUGAGAUCUACGAAUGCCAACUAGUGGAUUAUAGCGAUGUUGUCAGUCAUCACGAGCUGCUUGUGAAAUGGGCUGAUGCUCUAGCUUUUGGUGGCAAGCUAAGCGAAGCCCUCGAGAUCUACCAGAAAGCUUCCAAAAUCACCAGGCUACGACCUACGCACCUGGAAAAUCUCAUCGUAUAUCUGACCAACAGCAUUAGAAGCAAAGAGGGUUUUGCCGGUCAAAAGUUCCUACAAGGACAAGUAGAAGGAUGUGGCAAUGAUGCAUUUGUUUGCCGAAUUUGUGAGGGAUUUCUGUACGAGCCGGUUACCUUGCCUUGUGGACACUGCUUUUGUAAAAAGUGCCUGGACAAAGAAAAGAAGCCAGUUUGCUGCAGAGAGUGUAAAGACAACUCCAGGCUCACUGAUCUACCGAAUUACAGAGUUAAUGUAGUUCUUAGCAACUUGUUGGCAAAGUGGUUUCCUUCUCAGUUGCUUGCAGUGCAACUGAGGCACGAGGGAAAUGCAUUGUAUGCAGAGAAGAAGCUGGAAGUUGCUUUAGAAAAGUACAAUGAAGCCAUUGCUAUAGCUCCUAGGGAUCACUUGCUGUUUAUCAACCACUCCUUGAUAAACUCCAGUCUAAAAAACAACGAAGAUGCCCUUACGGAUGCAGAGAUGGCCUGUAAACUCCAACCUUAUUGGCUGAAGGGACAUCUGAGGAAAGCACAAGCACUAGAGGCACUGGGCAAAACAGAAGAGGCUUUAACAGAAUGCCUGUUCUGCAUUGCUUUAGACUCAGAAAACAGACUGGCCAAUUUAGAAGCUCAAAGGCUGCUUAGUGACAUCUUUGAUCCGGUUCCCAAUCAAGUCCAGGAGAGAAUACCAGACUACAUCCAUCUGCUGUCCUCAAGGACAAGGGUAAAGGGAGGUCUGACAGCCACUUUCAGCUCCAACUGCAGCACAGGCUCCCCAGGGCUCUACAAGGACAAUUGUAUAAAUGACAACAGCUUUACCUCGCUCGGGAAAUCAACGUUGCUGUCAGCUCAGAGCUGCACAAGAAAGACUGGCUCCACAGAUUUCAAGGCGUGCUCUGGGGACAGAAAUGAAAAGGGGGAUUUCGGUGGUGUUCAUGGCCCGUCUGCAAUCAUCAGAGGCCAGCUCACCAAGCGUAAACAGGUCUGGGGAGAGGAAGGCAGUGCAGGAAGUGAUGGGUCGUCGUGCAAGCGCUUGAAGUCGGAAGCGAAAGUAGAGACAACUUCUUGGUGUCCAGUGGCCAGUGAACUCAUCGAUGCUUCUGACUUGGAGUGCUCUUUGUGCAUGAGGCUUUUCUAUGAACCAGUCACCACUCCCUGUGGCCACUCCUUCUGCCUGAAAUGCCUGGAGAGAUGCUUGGACCAUAAUGCCAAGUGUCCACUAUGCAAGGAGGAUCUCUCUGAGUAUUUGGCUCAGAGGCGAUAUAGUAAAACCCUUCUGAUGGAAAACCUCAUUGCCAACUAUCUUCCAGAGGAGCUAGCUGAGAGACAGAUCAUCGACAAGGAGGAAAUUGCUGAGCUGUCCAAUUUGAACAAGAACGUGCCAAUAUUUGUCUGCACCAUGGCCUUUCCCACGGUACCUUGCCCCCUGCACAUAUAUGAGCCCUGCUACCGGCUUAUGGUGCGCCGAUGCAUGGAGACUGGGACCAACCAGUUUGGCAUGUGCCUCAGCGAUUCUGUUAAUGGAUUUGCCACUUACGGCUGCAUAUUGGAGAUACGAAACGUUGAGUUCUUCGCAGAUGGUCGCUCUGUUGUGGACACGAUCGGCAGAAGGAGAUUCAAAGUAAUCCAGCACCGUAAACGAGAUGGCUAUAACACUGCGGACAUUGAGUACCUGGAAGACAAGAAAGUGGGUGGAGCAGAAGAGGCCGAGCUGAGAACCCUCCAUAAUCGUGUGUAUGAUCAGGCCUUGUCCUGGGUCAACUCCCUCAAGGCCCAACAGAAGGAGCGCAUCGUUGGCCACUUUGGACCCAUGCCGGAGAAGGACCUAGACCCACAGAUCAGCCCCAAUGGGCCGUCCUGGUGCUGGUGGCUCUUGGCGGUCAUGCCCCUGGAGGGCCGAGCCCAGCUGCCCUUCUUGGCUCUCACCUCCCUCAAGGAUCGCCUGACGGGUAUUCGGAGGGUGCUGGUCUUCAUGUCCCGAAGCCGGUCCCGGUGACUUCCCCUUCUUCCCGCCCGUUCUUCCUGUCAUCACAUGUGCAUACAUUCACUUCUGUCUCCGCAUAUCUGUGUAGGCCUCUUCACACAGCUUAAUGCUUCCCACACAACCAGUGCCUCUCAACCAAUGGGUUUUGAAAAAUGGAAACCAUCUAAUGUUUACAUUACAUUCAGUUUCAGUUCAUGAACCCAGGUGUGCAUUUCAUGUAGAAACUGCAUCCAUAAGUGAGGGAUUUAUUCUUCAUCAUUUAUUUUUUUAGGUCAUAUUUUAGCAUGAUUUCCAUCACAGCUAUAUGGUUGUAAUGAGACCAGUGUGCUUUGUACAUCAUGGAAGAGAUGUGUUCUUUGCUGUCUCAUUAUGAAAAGAAAAGGGUUUUGCCAGUUCACACUUUCACUGUGAAAUAACUUCCGCAUCAAGUUUUUAGUGGUCAAUAAAUAAAAAAAAGGUUUAGUAACUACUGCUUCUUAUUUUAUGGUACAGAAUUAUUAUUUAUUAUUUGGAGUCUGAAGUCAACCUAAUGGAUCUUCACCCAAUAAAGUAAGAAAUGCUGCUAUGGUAAAAUGUGGACACUUCAACCACAGCUGUAUCCACUCAUUACCAAAUAUUUAACUAUAUGUAUAUUUUAAAAAUCCUUUUACUAUUCUCAUUUCAUUUUAAUAGUUGUGUGGGCCAGAACUGAAAGAAUAAAGAAAGGCUGUAAUCGUUUGCAGCCUGCUGAAAGAUGUGUAGCAUAUCAGCAUGGGACAGUUCACUGUCAGCAAGACAGUGAUAGCUUCUGCGGUUUUAUCUUUGGGUUACAACAUUAAAUAUGCACCGAAUGUAUCCAGUAAAAUAAUAGUAUUGUUCAGUUUUAAAAAAUGUUAAACAAACCACAAGUCUCUAAGCCAAAACAGCAGAGUGUUGAAACAAGAUUAUUCCUCUUAAUUUUUUUUAAAGGGCAAAGAAAUUAGGUGUAUUACUAUUUACAAGAGUUUGUGAAAAUGUAUCAUUAUUUUCAGACAUUAAAUGACAUAUUCCGACCUAAGUUGUAAUACAUUUAAGUUUUUGGAAUUGUAGCAUUUUAGUCUUACUGCCUAUUUCUUUUCUAUGCAAGUGAUUGUCAAUUAGAUAAACUUUUAAAAAGAAAAAAAAUCUCACAUUAUGUUGCAUUCCUGAUUUGCACUAUACUGAGGGAAAUAACCUCUUAUCUUGAGAUGCAAAUGUGUGCAUUUCAGAGCAGUUCAAGUGCUGUGAAAGUUUUGAGUGUUUUCACAAAGUUUUCACUUAAACAGGAAAUGUGUCUUGUACUGACUCUCCAGAUCUUUAUGGUUUUGGAUUUUUAAAAAAUCCAUGCUCCGACUGACAUUUAAGCAUAUGAGAAGUCUUUUUUUGACAGAUUGAAAUGUUAUUCUUUGCUUUUUUGUUUCCAUUUUAUUUCUGUGUAUUUCUUAUUACAUUAUUCUUAUACUUUUUGAACAUGUUGUGCCUUAGUUGGACUUCUUCCAUGACAUCAUGCAAUAUUUAGAAAGAUUUUAAAUGCCCUAUACUGUUGUUUUGAGUGCCAGUGUUCAGCACAAGAUAGAAAAUUUCAGUUAGUGGAACUUACACUACCAGUAUUUGGUCUUAGUGUUUCGGUAUAACAGUUGUCGAUCUCUUCUAGAGAUAAUAUCUCUCCUAGGUAGUAUGAAGAAAAAAGUGUAUUAAAUGUUUGGAACCAAAAGACAAUAUCAGUCAGGCCACUCCUGGCUUGAAAUGUUUACAAUUGCCCCUCAAACAACAAUGACUUCUUUCACCUUACUGACAAAUUAUUCAUAUUAGCAGAGAGAAUAAUAUAUUACAAAGCAUAUAAACUUGUUAGUAAAUUUUGGCUUAUAUCCAUUGUAGCUGAUGUUUGAGUUGUUGAAAUGUUAAGAAAUGUCUGUUUAUGUGGAUAGUUAUCUGCACAGCUGCUUUGCUGGUGAAAGCAGUUGACAAGGUUUACAAAUGUGAAGUUCCAACUGAUACUGGCUUUCUUGGAUCUUUGCUCUUUUCCCCUUUCCCUAAAAGUACAAAUUUAGAUGACUGACUUUAUCUUUAAUAUUAAAUGUAAUAUUUUAUACACUGGAUCCAGAAUAUAGAAAAUUCUAUUGGAUGGAAUUUUGUUUUUAUGUAAAUUGUUGAGAGUGCAUAUUAUAUCAUUGCAAUACAUUUAGGGUAAACCCACAUGGUAGAAACUAUAGAACAAAACUGAUCUAGUGGGUGAUCUUGAGGAUUAUUUUACGGUAAUAUGAUAGCUACAUUUCCCCUGAUCUUUUAAAAUCCAACAUUUACCCUCAUUAUCUAAGUUGAACUACCUCAUUGACCCUUAUUUAAUUCUUCCAGCCAUUAAAUGCAAAUGAAAAAAGUGGUUUUAUUUGUAUCUAUUUUUGUUUUGCUGCUUGUCUAUCAUUUGUAACGUUGCCUCUAAAACAAGACGCGUGUUUACAAAACUUGAGUGGAUGUUGUAAACAUAGUAACUCUUCAGUUUUCUUUGUAAUAGUAAAUGGUCAAUUCUGUGUUAUAUUGUAUGUGCACUUAUAAAUAAAACCAAACAUCUCAAGAUGAA